GCGGGGCCGCCGCCGUUUUCUACGCGCAGUCGGUUCUCCGCGGGCCUCCUACCACCUGCCGUGACCGCCAGGCGGAUCCUAGGUUAUGUCGCCGUGUUUAUCAUACGCGCCGUGAUCCCGCGACAUCGGACUGCAUCGGACUCCGGUAGCCCCGCGCGGAGCGUGCGCGUACGCACACAGCCGUCGUCGUCGUCGUCGCGGCGGGCCUCGUGGGGGAUCGCCUGGGCGAAAUAUGAGAAGGACGCGCGCCGGGACGUCGACUGGGACAUCGGCCGGGGAAUCGGCAGCCGUGCUACUGCGUCGCGCCCGCGAGUCAAUUCGAUAACGGGGCCCAACCAAGGUCACAGCUGUGUUAUGAGUGUUGGCUUAUCCAUGUACGAUGGCUUGGAGAGCGAGGGCACCCCCGCCAAUGGGCUGGAGAGCGCCGCGGGUGGUGCGAAGAAACUGGCCAGGGGUAUUUCCCGCGCAACGGAAAAUGCGGCGAUUGUCUCCUACGCCCGCUCGCAAUUGGCAGCCUUAGGGACUCUCGAGACACCAGAAUUCACGUUUUCAUUGCCGGACCUGUCUGUGUACCCAGAUUCGUUCCGUAAAUUCUUGGAGAAGGACCUCAUAGAGAACGGAUGCUUGAGCUCGUUGGAGGCCGCGGGUCGUCUAAAUUGGUGGUACAAAAGUGGCAGCACCAGAGUCCUCUGGCCACUCGCAACAUCUGGAGACGGCAAUUGCCUGCUUCACGCUGCCUCGUUGGGGAUGUGGGGCUUUCAUGACAGGCUGCUUACCCUGAGAGAGGCAUUGCACAAUACCUUGACCAAAGGGGAGUACAGACAUGCGUUUUUCAGACGGUGGAAGUGGAGACAGACGGGUUUAAAUGCAGUAGCUGGACUGUCGUACACGGAAGCGGAAUGGCUAUCGGAAUGGCAAAGUAUAGUGGACAUGGCCUCUCCUACCAUCAGAAAUCAGACCGCUACCUCUUAUCAGAGCCUUGAGGAGAUACACGUUUUAGCCUUGGCCCAUGUCUUGAGAAGGCCUAUAAUAAUUAUAGCGGAAACUAUGCUGAAGGAUGCGGACGGAGUAGCUUUAGCGCCGAUCCCAUUCGGUGGAGUGUAUUUACCCUUGGAAGUAUCGCCCUCGCAUUGUCACAGAACACCUUUAUUCUUGGCGUAUCAUUCUGCUCACUUCUCCCCGCUUGUAACUGUAGACGGAUGCAAUGAUUACGGCAGCGCUUGCGGCGAAGGAGUUAGCAUACCAUUAGUGGAUCCGGACACAGGCAAAUUGUUGUCAGUCUUGUUUGCCGUGGAUCCUGGUCCUGAUUGGGAUUGGGUUGACGGUUCGCGGGAGUUGUUAACUUGUACGCAGGAUACCAUGGAGAUUUUAUUGCGGCAGUAUUUAGACUGCGAGUAUCAAAGUUUCACAUCCGAAGAUAUUGACAGACUUUCCGAUACGGACGGUCCUUUGUCAAAGACCGCGAAGCAAUUGUUAGAGGUCGCGAAACAAUUCGGUUCUAUCGGUAAAUCUGUCAGUAAAAAAUUAUUGUCGAUGACGAAUAAACGGCCAAAGAGUCCGCCUUCCACGAGCGGUGGUAUUUCCACAGAAGGCUUGUUGUGUGUGAGGAUAAAGAGUAGACGUCACGAGUAUGUGGAUCAAAUGCUUCAAAAUUACCUUCAAUGUGCCCACGCGAGAUAUCUGCAAGAUCAUCAGGUAGACGAUACGGGCAGUGAACUGAAUUACGGUGCCGGAAGAUCCAAAUUUUACGCUGCCAGUGAUCGUGGUAGUCACGCGAGCGUCAGCAAACUAGUACCCACUAACCCAAACAAAGAUAAUACGCUUUAUCUUUCGAGAUCUACAUUUUAUAAUGAUCAAAUUCCACCGAGUAAUAUGGAGCUAGACAUUUGGAACAAUAGUGACGGUUUAAAGGAUACCGUGAAGGAGUGUCGCAGCGAACACUGCCAAUUCUUUGGAUCGCCAGAAAACCAAUAUUAUUGCUCGCAGUGCUGGGCUAAUCGAUUAACAAAUUUAACAAAUUAAAUCGUUAAACAGCCGUCCAUAUCACACAUGACAAUAAUCUCUAUUUAAUAUCGAAAUAAGCUAUGAAAUAAUUUUUAGACGUAACGUUAGCCGUAAGAUAAAGCUUAUAAAUGUCCCACCAACAUAUCGUUGAUAAUAUUAAAAUACUGUUUUCAGUUUUCUUUUUGUUUCACGUUUUCUUGUAUUUAUUAACAUUUUCUGUUCUAAAACUGCAUAUCAGGUGCACAGGAUUAAACUAACCGACAUACGCGUUUAUUAUAAGCCGCGUUUAUGGCGCACAUUUCAUCGUUCCAAAAUGAUACAUUUUUUUUACAAUUUUAAUGUGCCUUCUGUCCUGCGAAAAAACGAUGAUCCAGUAUCAUAAUAGAAACAUUUAUUUUACAAUUAUCUCUACGAUUUUCAGUUGCAAUGGUUGGUUAAAAUAUUACUCGAUAAUUUUUAAAAGGAUGCAGAAAUAUUACGUUCAUAAUUACAUCCUGUGCAAUCACUGUUCAUGUAAAAUUGUGUGAAGAAUAAACAUAUUUUUAUAUAUAUAUAUAUCGCGUUAUCUGUCGUACGGUAUAUACAGUAGUUAAGAAGAUACACAAAAGACCCAGUAUUUUGCCAUAAUAAAAUGUAUUUACACAUAUUUCCUCACAUUAGCCUAUCAUCAUGUGAAAAAGGUAAUUAAUAGUAAAAUGAUUAAUAUUACCUGACAUAUUACCCAUAUUCACUAAAAUAUUGACAAAGCAUAUGUGUGUAGUAGUAUUACGCUAAUUUUAUUAAUAACUGUACGAAGAAAACAUUUUUUAUUGGUAUGUACAAAAAGAGGAAAGAAUUAUGUAAUAUAUAAAUUAUUGUUUUUUUUCAGUACUUUGUAUGUUUUCUAUUAUUAAAUAGCUAUAUAAGAAAAACGUGAAAUGAGAAGAGAUUUUACAAUACGUCGAAGGAACUAGGGAAUAUUCACUUGAGCUACGAUACUACUACAAGCGCAGAGUAUAUGCUUAGCUAUUGGGAUUUAAAAAUGUCCUCUUGCUUUUACUUUAUCAUUUAAACACUUUCAACAUCCGAUAUUGGUCUUUCAAUGAAGUGGCUAAUAAAGAAAUAAGUAAAAGAUUACCACCUAUAUAUUUCGUGUCUUUAAAAUUGAGUUUCACGUACUAUUUACAAUUUCAGUCAUACGAGCACAGAUACACUACCAGAGUCGAUUAGUUUUGUAUCCGAUAUACCUUUCACUUAAGUAGUAAGCUUACAUUUAACCAAUUUCAUUUCUGGAAAGCUUUAUUUCCUCUUGUGAAAGAUGAUAGCGAAGAGAGAUCUUUAAGAAAAUUAUGAGCUAAAGUAACUUUUUAUGGCUGUAGCAUCAUGCGAAUAAGUUUCAUCGUGAGUUGUUCUUCUCGAGACAUUUCAUAUCGUUUAUAAUUAAAAUUAAGAUGUGGUAAAAGUUAUUUGUUUCUAAAAGCCAUGAUUGAGUCUGUCGGUUCAGACUCGCGAAGAAAUAAAAACAUGACAUUGCUGUUAAUUUCAUUUUGUAAUUCAGUAAAAUAAUACGGCGAAAAUAUUGGUAUGAUUACAUCGAUAUAUGGAUGCACAUACAUAUAUAAAUAUAAUUAAUGAUAUCAAUAUGUAACAUGGAUCCUAGUGUGUGAGAGAGAUGCGAAAUUUAUUAUUGAUAAUUUUUAA
Vollenhovia emeryi is the source of this 3684-nucleotide messenger RNA. Its product is annotated as OTU domain-containing protein 7B-like. The record is from RefSeq and is a predicted model, not a curated record. NCBI's taxonomy places the organism in Eukaryota, Metazoa, Arthropoda, Insecta, Hymenoptera, Formicidae. The coding region runs from base 355 to 2022 and encodes 555 amino acids. Gene Ontology annotation, cellular component: cytoplasm; nucleus. Gene Ontology annotation, molecular function: cysteine-type deubiquitinase activity; zinc ion binding; K63-linked polyubiquitin modification-dependent protein binding. Gene Ontology annotation, biological process: protein K48-linked deubiquitination; protein deubiquitination involved in ubiquitin-dependent protein catabolic process; protein K11-linked deubiquitination. The transcript has 9 exons.